Molecule: messenger RNA, 5401 nt
Organism: Brassica rapa (field mustard)
Lineage: Eukaryota; Viridiplantae; Streptophyta; Magnoliopsida; Brassicales; Brassicaceae
Product: reticulon-like protein B15
Biological process (GO): response to bacterium
Source: RefSeq, a predicted model, not a curated record
UUCUUCGGCACUCCUACAGAUUUACAACACAUAGAUAACAAUCCAAAUCACACAACAUACAACGAAACUGAGAUUGAAAACGAGAAACGUUUGGUAUUAAAUUAAACAAAAUCUGAUCAAAAAGAAAACGUAUCCACGAGAUCAAGAACAUACAUGAGCAGAGAAGAUGUAUAUAUGAAAUACCCAUUAUCACCCGACGAUGCCUCAUGUAGAGUGAUAUAAUGAAGAAGUGAGAAUGGUGAAAAAUAAACCACAUAGUUCUCAGAAAGAGGCUUGAGCUUUGAUCUCAGAGAUCCUUUUCCAACAAAGAUAUACUUUUUAUAUAUAUAAAUAAAUCUACCUUUUAUAAAAAUCAAAGAAAACUAAAAUGAUUAAAAAUAUACAGAAUAAGUUUUUUUUUUUUUUUUGUCGAUGGUUAAUUAUGCUAUUACAAACUAUGAGAAAUAUUACAAGACGAUUCUAUAGCCGACAAUUCUAACUGCUUUAUGAGGAUUCACGCCUGACUGCAUCAUCCUGAGCCGUCCUAUGAGAUCCAUGUCUGACGGUACUCUUUGCGCCACGCCGAAGAUCUCCUAUAUGUUUUUCUUCAUAAAUCUUCAUAAUUCGUCUUUUGCUGGGAUUCGAAACCCAGACCUCCUAGUGUAAAAGCAUUAAUGAAUUCUUAGUACGGGCACAACACCUAGUACUUUUUAUAUAUAAAAAUAAAUCUACCUUUUAUUUUCUUUCCAUUUAACAGCAGAAAAAUACCAAAACGUAAUGUAGUAGAUUAGAUUAAGGGAAUAUUAUGUUUUAAGUUAGAAACUUAGAAUAAGUGUUCUAAAAUACGGUCUAGGUGCCCGCCUAUGCAGCGUUUAGGCGCUAUACGGUAGUCAACUGUACUGUUUUUAUGUUAUACAAUGUUUUAUGCAGAUUUAUAUUAUUCGGACGAAUAAUAGCGUUUAAGCGGACAUUAUGCGGUCUACGCAGACGCCUUGGCGGAUUUUAAGCAUUAAUAUUUUAAAAAAUAAACUAUUAAUAUUAUUAUUAUAUUUUCAAAAUGUUAUUAUUUAUAUUACUUUUACUUAUUUUAAGUAUUUAUAUGAUUGUAGAUAUUAGUAUAAUUGUUGCAAAAUCAUUUUAAAUUUAUCAUCUUUGUAAAUUUAAAAUGGCUUUAAUUUUUAUAAUUUAAAACUAUUUAUAUAUGUUAAACUGUAUACUUAUACAUAAAAUUGGAUUUAAAAUAUGUUUAUGUUAAGUUUUUUUCAAAAAUAAUGCAUAUUUAUUAAUCUUAUAAUUAUAUUUCGUGUAAAAGUAUAUAUCUGUAUAGACCCUGUUUAGGCGUCCGCCUAUAUGGCUAGGCGCUAUACAGUCAUCUAACGCGUGAUGAACGCCUAGCGCGUUCUAAGUUAGAAUAAAAAAUAUUAAUAUUUAAACUAAAGAGUAGUGGUAUGCCUGUAAAUAUAUUCAAAAAACAAAGGGUACCUAUAAAAGUGUACUUCAAUUUUAAUAGUAUAGAUAAAUCAUAGUUUAAAUGAAAGAUUUUUUAAAAUAAAAUAGUAUCAUUUAUAAAUUUAAUAUAAUUUUUAUAUUAAAUUCAUAUAGUACUUUUUAUUUUAAUAUAAUAUAUACUAUAAUUAGAAAGUUUAUGAAAAUAGCACACAAAUUUUGUUAUUACAAUAAAAUAUCAACUAACAUUAAUUUGUAAUAAUAUUACACUACUAAUUAAUAAAUUAAUUAUUUUAUUAUUUUAUAAAAAAUAUUUAAAAAUUUUAACAAGAUUUUUUAGAUUUUUUUGUCAACAAAAUUUUUAUAAUUAAAAAAAUAGGACAAUUUUAUAGGUGAAGUUGUUAUAUGUGACAACUAUAUAAGAUUUGAUAUCUUAAUGAUGCCAAAAUGUUAAUUAGAAAUAAAUGAAAUAUAAUUUUUUAUUUUAUAAAAAAUUAUUCAAAAAAUUUAAUAAUAUUUUGUUAGAUAUUUUUUAUCAGCAGAUUUUUAUAAUUAAAAAUAUUAGACAACUUUAUAGGUGAAUUUGUUAUAUGUGUCAAUUAUAUAAGAUAUGAUAUCUUAAUGAUUCCAAUAUGUUAAUUAGAAAUAAAUGAAAUAUGAUUUUUUUUAGGAAAGUUCAUUUUUAAAAAAUCACACAUGGAGAGAAAUUGUGACUUAUAUUUUAAUAUAGUAGAUAAGAAAUGAAGAGAUGCAUAUUUUAGUUUAAAAUGGAAAGAAAUCAACUGAGAAAGGUAACAAACUAUUAUUUACAAACUAAUAACAAAAUAAAUAAUGAAUAUCAACAGAUUUUUUUAACAAAAAUAUCAACAAAGUUGUCAGAUUUUUGCAUGCAAUUGUUGUGUAUAUAAUCCAUUUUUUACAGGUAUUGUGUAUAUGCAUGCUAUGCUAUUUCAGCAAAUUAACGAAUAUAGUCAGUUGAUAUUUACAAGAUUUGCAGGUCUCCUUAAUAUCAAAGAUUAAAAGUCACAACAAAAAGCAAUGUCUCUCGUUAAUCAAAUAGUUGGCGAAGGAGCAGUGGCGGAUUUAUGUGUGUGGAAAAACAAGAUAAAAUCAGGCAUCACACUUGUAAUGGCCACACUUAUCUGGUUCCUACUGGAGAUCAUGGAGACUCGAUUUGUACCCUUUCUAUGUUCAAUCUUAUUACUCUUGAUGCUUCUUUUGUUCCUCUGGGUCAAGUUUGGACAACUAUUUUUCAUUAGGAGACCUCUCACUCCCCAAGAAAUCAAACUAGAAGAUUCCCCUGUUAGAGCCUUAUUUUCAAAGAUCGAAAGCCUUCUCUUGAUGCUUUACGAGAUUGCAUAUGGGGAAGACAUCAAAACCUUUCUCUCGGCCAUCCUUUAUGUGGCCAUCGUAGACACUGUUGGGAGCUACAUAAACCUCCUUACAAUUUUGUAUAUAUGCUUGGUCUGCGCGAUGACGAUUCCAGUUUUGUACCUGCAAUUUCAAGAGGUUAUUGACAAUUUCAUUAGGGAGGUAUCAGAAGAGAAGAACAAGUUACUUGAAGUACUCAAAUCUAAUGUUCUCAAUAAAAUUCCUAGGGCCACCAAGGAGGAAUAGUACAAGGUACCCUUUGGAUGAAUUUGGAGAUUAUGGAGCAAAUUGGAGCUUGAAGAAAAGUGAAGCCGAAAAGAUCAACUUGGUGUUGAACUAUGAAGAUGAUGUAGAUUGACACCAGCCUUGGUGUCGAUCAACACCCAUGCAUGUAGCAAAACGACUUGAUUUAUCAAGUUUUCAAGAAUUACAAAAAGGCCUAGAAGUUUUCAGUAUUACACAAGAAUCCAUGAACAUGUUUUACCUAUAUUAACUUAUCUUAAGCCAUUUUUUAGGAUACACUUUAAUUAUCUUAGAGAUAUUUUGUAAGGACAAGUCAAACCCCAUUCAAAUAAUUAUUUCGAACUCCUGUAUCUCUUACAAUUAUCUUAAUCCAAUUUAUUCAUAUUAUGAUUUAUGUUUCAUUGAUCAUGUCUUUGUAUACCACCAGUUAGAUUUAGGGUUUUCAAAGGAUUUAUAAAUUGCUAGAAUUAACUCAAUAUUCUUCAUCUUGAUUGUUCUUAGUGCUAUAUCUGGAUUGACAACCUAAAAUCUAGAUCAUAGGAUAAUUGAUAGAUGCGAUAGCAUUAUUGAUUGUCUGAAUUAAUCUUGAUGAACUGAAUAACUAUAUUGUUUAAAGAUUUAUUGAACUUAUCAAACCUGAUCUUAAUGCUUGUAUGAACUGAGUGAAUCUACAACAAAAAUUGAAUGAAUUGAUUGUUGUUGAGUUCUAGAACUUUCUUCUCUCGUUUUUCUAGUGAACAAACAUAGAGGAUUCAAGUGAUUGAAACACAUGUGAUAACAUAUAAAAGGUUUUACGAGCAUAUCCGAGUAGUAGAAUGGUGUUGGGACUAUGGAAACUGUCGAUCUCCAAAUUGAAUAGGUAGAGAAUUCUCUUACCCGUGAUUAUUUUCUAGUUGAUACUUCUCUCUAGUGGUGAAACGGGUAUCGACAAUUCGGUUGCUGCCAGUCCAGUCAUUUCCUAGAAUAAGGGUUAGUAUAGAGUAGAAUAUGUAAGUAUUUUCUAUAAGUAAAAAAAUUAUCAUUGUAAGAAAAAAGAAAAUUUUAGAAAAUUUAUAUUUCGGAGUGGAUGGAGUAUGAUCUUUUGGUAUUGAAAAACAUAUUAUGUAGAUGCAUAGUAGUUUCUUAAGCAAUUAAGUUAAUUUGUAAGGUUAUGGUCUUUUUAGCAUGUUACACAUGCAUGACAUGUUGAAAAGCUUAUAAAUGACAAUUUAGCAAAUGUUAGCAUUUACAUAGGGGUGUCAAAAUGUAUAAAUUUAAUAGAUCAAACUAACCCAAUCCAAACCAUGGAUUUUAAUAGAUAGAAAAUUGGGUAUAAAUCGAUUAAUAGAUAAAACGGGUUAAUGUAUCUGGUUUGGAUUGAAUAGAUAAUGAGUUAUUUAGAACGAAACCAAUAAAAUUCAUAACCAGCAUAAACAAUCAAAUAUAUAACCAAAAAAAUUACCAAACCAAAUUUCUAUCAAUUUCACUAAACCAAGCUUUAUCUUUUUUUUUUCCGACAAACAUUCCUUUAUAUUGAUGAACCAAUGUGAUCCUCAUAUUGAGGGGAAAUUGGUCUGAAAAAAACAUGACAAUCUUAGAUCAUUUCUAUGUGAAGAUUGGAAGGGCUUUGAUUUUUGAAACUUACCAUUUGGUCACACCGAAUGUGUUCCUACACGCCAAGCAUCUACAGCUAGAGGAGCAUCCAACUGUGGUCUUUAUUUUAACAUUUAGUGAUGGGUUAGAAAUAUAAUUGGAGUAUUCAUUUAAGUUAAAAGUAAUCUAGCGAAGGUGUUGGGUUAUUUGUAAAUCUGUAGCCUCUUUUGUCUCUUCCUGAAGUCUUCUAGUUGUUUCGACGAGGGUCCACAAGUAAGUCUUCGUGAGAUGGCUGGUCGUGACAGUCAUGACACCAACAAGGAGAACUGUAGUAACUGCCGCAACAACAGUACAUGUUCGGUUGAAGCAAAAUGGCAACAAGAACAUAACUUAGGAAUAAGAAGUGAAAAAACGAAAGAUUACUUACAGCUUCAAGCACUUAGAUUACAUGCACCGACAGUUGUUACAUUUCCCUUUUGUCUAUGUAAUCUCUUUCUCAGUGUUCUGGGUAACAACAAUACCAGAUUCUGCAACAAAUUCCAAUCUCUGCUAGCGUUUCUCUGACUUGAAUCCAAUCUGAACCAGCAUCCGGUUCCUUAGAUUGCAUUUUGAUCCAACUCUUCUUGUUUCAGAAGAAAUCAGCUGCCUCUUAGUUGGCGUGUUUUUGAAAAUGCUUGCCAGCUAGUUUCAUAAGUGAGGAUUAUUUGAGCAUAUAGAUCCGGAAUAUGAUCCAUAAAAAAAGAAAUAUAGCCACCAACCCAAAAACACCAAUGUCUUUGGCAUUAUAAAA